AAUGGCUCAUAAUAAAAUGUCUAAGCUGAUUCAGAGAGUUUAUUUCCAUUUACUGUAUUUAUUUUUAUUAAGAUUCAUUUACUUGUUAUAAUAGUUUCAAGUCUAUCCAACGGUCCAGAUGAAAAACUCAAAUUUGACCGUUAACAUAUUUACGCUCUAUAUAAAACUCAAAUUCAACCCUUUUCUUAGCAUUCACAAUCUGUGAAAAAAAAAAUCAUAGGAAAAAAAAAGAUUAUUCAGAGAUAGAAAAAGCAAGAAAAGAAAUAAUUCAGCUGUUUCUGGGUCGAUUUUUUGAUUAACAAGAAGGCAUUGAAAUGGCUAAUAGAGACGCAGUUUCAAGAAUUUUACCCAAAGUUGUAGUAGGAGGGGGAGAGGUUAAGAAGAAGAAUGGACUAGCAGAUGGAAGAAAUAGGCGUGCUUUGGGAGAUAUUGGAAACCUCAUCACUGGUCCAGCUGUUGGAGCAAAGCCUCAAACAAAGGUUUCUCGUCCCAUCACUAGGAGGUCUGCUGCUCAGUUUAUAGCUAAGGGCCAAGAACCAGUGCAGAAGAACACGAAGAAGCCUCUUGUAGAAGCAACUAAAGGAGUAGCAGGAAGGAAAGUUGGUGUUCCAGCAAAAGCUGAAACAAUUGCUGUUAUAUGCCCUGAUGAAGAUGUGAAAAUCACCGAGGAGAUCUCCUUGAAUGAAAGAAAAGUAAAAAAGAGUGGAAAAACUCUAACCUCUAUCCUAACUGCACGAAGCAAGGCUGCUUGUGGACUCACCAACAAACCAAGAAUACAGAUUGAUGAUAUUGAUGCUGCUGAUGUCAAUAAUCACUUGGCUGCUGUUGAAUACGUUGAGGAUCUUUACAAAUUUUAUAAGCUCUCAGAGGACGAGAAUCGACCGCGUGAUUACAUGGAUUCACAGCCAGAGGUCAGUGCCAGGGUGAGAGCAGUUCUUGUGGACUGGCUGAUAGAAGUACACAAAAGGUUUGAGCUGAGGCCUGAGAGCCUAUACCUCACAGUUAACAUAAUAGACCGUUUCCUUUCAGAAGAGAGAGUCCCUAGAAGGGAACUUCAGUUAGUUUGCGUCAGCUCAAUGCUUAUCGCCAGCAAAUAUGAAGAGAUUUGGGCUCCAGAGGUUGAAGAAUUCUUAACAAUAACAGUCAAUGCUUAUGCCAGGGACCAGAUACUUUUAAUGGAGAAAGCAAUCUUGGGAAAGCUGGAGUGGUAUUUAACUGUUCCAACGCAAUACGUCUUUCUGGUUCAUUACAUUAAGGCUGCAGUUCCAUCUGAUCAGGAGAUGGAGAACAUGACAUUUUUCUUGGCUGAGCUCGGGCUGAUGAACUACACUACCGCGAUAUCCUACUGCCCAUCAAAGCUUGCAGCUUCUGCUGUUUAUGCUGCUUGUAUUACUCUCCACAAGAGCCCUCGAUGGACCGACACUCUGAAGCACCACACAGGCUACUCAGAAGACCAGCUGAUGGAAUGUGCUAAGCAAUUAGUUAGCUUCCACUCAGGUGCUGCAGAAAGCAAGCUGAAGGCAGUUUAUAUGAAGUUCUGUUGCCCAGAUAGAGGUUCUGUUGCCCUCUUCCCCGCUGCACUGCAAGAGAUGUUGAUAUAGAAAGUUGUUGAACAAAUAUUGUGAAUGUGUUAAGUCAGAUCACGUCAAACUUCUGAUAUCUGUGCCCUUUUAACAUUGUGUAUGGUUCUGUGAAUAUUUGAAUGUUAAGAGUGAUGACCGUUUUAUCCA
This is a messenger RNA of Capsicum annuum, 1730 nucleotides long. Its product is annotated as G2/mitotic-specific cyclin S13-7. NCBI's taxonomy places the organism in Eukaryota, Viridiplantae, Streptophyta, Magnoliopsida, Solanales, Solanaceae. Gene Ontology annotation, cellular component: centrosome; cyclin-dependent protein kinase holoenzyme complex; cytoplasm. Bases 315 to 1601 code for a protein of 428 amino acids. The transcript is spliced from 9 exons. Gene Ontology annotation, molecular function: cyclin-dependent protein serine/threonine kinase regulator activity. Gene Ontology annotation, biological process: regulation of cyclin-dependent protein serine/threonine kinase activity; mitotic cell cycle phase transition. The record is from RefSeq and is a predicted model, not a curated record.